CAAUCUUUCGGCAAAAAACUUCUCACGAGGCGUUAUCAUAGAGGAAAAGCUGAUAACGUCGCUCUUGGAGACAAAAGAAUGCACUAAAUCUGCCUUUUGUUUGUGUUGUAAGGAUUUAUUCAAAACAUUUAUUUCAGCCCUAUUGAUUAUUUUUAUCGAAGGACACGGAGCAAGCGACGAUUUAUUUUUGCUCUUUUGAUAAAGUCAAGAAGGCGGUGUUAAAUUUUUAUUGAAAUGGCUGAUGACUUUAAACAACUAGAAUUUCACAGUUUAAAACUUCAGGAAAAGACAAAAGAGCUUCCUGGCAUUGCAGGAGAUGAACUCGAAGGAAUACUCUGCUUGGAAUGCAAAGUCAAAUGUACUGGAUUUUUGAAACAUCCCUGGAGGCCUGGAUGUAGUAAGUGCAGAUGUCCUCUCUGGAAGCACGAUAUUCCUCAAAACACUGCUGGACACCCAUUUGAUAGACUGAAUGUCAUGGAAAUAUUGCCACCACUCCUUUCAGAAUAUGAUAAGGCAUUGACUGAAGGAUUUACUUGGGUACCACGAGGACUUCGAACUUCACAGCUUCAAUUAUAUAUGAGGAACUUCUCUAAAGAGAAUAUACCAAAGGUUAACACAGAAGGUGCAAACUUCCGUGCCAGACAAUUAAUGCAUCAACUUCCGUUACAAGAUUAUCAUAGUGCAGCUGCUAAUUUCUUGACUGAAUCAUCAAAAACUUCGUUUGAAGAUUUAGCUAAAAAACGAGUUAAAAAAGCUCUUGGUGUUGGUGCAGUUAGGGGUGCACUAUCAACUUCUGCCAAAUGCAAAGGUUGCUCUGAUACGAUCAAUCCUGGUCAAAUGGCUGUGUUUGCUGAAAGGGUUGGUGCAGAUGGCUGCUGGCAUCCACAAUGUUUUAGUUGUUGUGUUGACGAUGCACAGUUGGUUGAUUUGGUUUAUUUCCUUCAUGAAAAUAACUUGUAUUGUGGAAGACAUUGGGCAGAAAAGAUAAAACCAAGAUGUCAUGCCUGCGAAGAACUGAUAUAUACUGGGGAGUAUACUAAAGCAAUGGAACAAACUUGGCAUGUGGAUCACUUUUGUUGUUUUGAAUGUGAAGAAAAAUUGACUGGUAAGAAGUAUAUUAUCAUCAAUAAUCAUCCAUACUGCCAACUCUGCUAUAAUGAAUCGAUUGCUAAUACAUGCUUCAAAUGUGAGGAGCCUAUAUCACCAGAAUGUAAAGACAUGUUUGUGAAAAAUCGACAUUACCAUAAGGAAUGUUUGACAUGCUCCCAAUGCAAGAAACCAUUAGAAAGUCAAACAUUUUCGUUCGUGAAUGAUAUUCCAGUCUGUCACAAAUGUAGAGGGGUUGAUCCAGAGAAAUCACAGUUUUGCCACAAGUGCAACGAAUCAUUUUUUUCCGAAGAAAAGAAGGUGGGAGUGGGGAAUGAUUAUUUCCACGAGCGAUGUUUUCUCUGCUCGUCAUGUGAAAAGCCUAUUGGAUCACAGAAGUUCAUUCGGAAAAGCGAUGGAAGAAGACUUUGCAAUGCUUGUUUCGAAGUUGCCGCCAAGACAUGUUCUAAAUGCGACAACCUGAUCAGAGGUUCAACAGUUAAGUUUGAAGGGAAUGCUUUUCACACUGAGUGUUUUCUUUGUACGAAUUGCGAAAAGGAGCUUGGCGGUAUUCAGUUUUACAAGAACGAAGAGAAACCGUUUUGCGAAGAAUGCUAUUUAUCAAAUCAUGCCAAGAGAUGUGCGGCAUGUUACGAGCCCAUCGAGGGAAACACGAAAUUUAUCGAUUACGAUCGAAAAUACUGGCACAGUAAAUGCUUUAGUUGUACCAACUGCAAGGCGAUGCUUGCUGGUGCAAAGUUUGUUGUGAGAGAUGGAAGUCGUUACUGCUUAGAAUGUAAAUAAAUGCGUGAACCAUGGCUGAAUAAUUUGUGAUUUCUAGGAUAUAAUUUUUGAAAUUGUUUGUCGCAAAAAUUUCGCUUACAUUUUGUGUGUUUUCAUAUGUUUUUUACUAAUUUAUUCUUAUUUAUUUACACGACUUUAUAACUUCUUAGCACGAACGCAUAUAUGAUGUUGCCUUAUUUCCUGUAAUUUUUCCAACUUUUUUUUGAAGCGAAUGCGUGCAAAAUAAACCUUUUUUACACAAAAAGGCGCGAAAUCGAAAAGAUUUUCCAAAAAACUUUUUUGCGUGUUUUAAUUAUUAAUAUUAGUUUAAAUAAUGCGCCCAUGUGGUAAAAACAUUAGCGUGUUUUACUGUGCGAGCUCUAUUGUCUAAGUAAGAAUAUUUCAUCAAAUGUUUCUAUAUAUCUGCGCAAAAACUAACGGUUGCGAAAGUACUGAAAAGUAGAGGACUUGGUAAUAAUAAAGGAAGCGUUAUAAAAGAAAGGGAUUAAGGUACAUUUAGAACUAUAUUUUUCUAGCACUAUUAUUUUUGCUUUUCUUUGAAUUUUCUGGGUGACUUUAACUGUUUUUUUUUUUUACGCUUGAAUAUUUCUAACUUUAAAUCUAACUCCAACGGCAAGUUUAUUUUUUACCAGGUGUUAAUUUUAAAAUAUUUUAUUUUUAUAUUUUAUUAAUUGCAUGCGUUUUUAUAUAACAUUAUUUUUCCAAAACUGUGUGAUAUUGUUAAGCUUUAGUAACGCUUACACAGCGGAAUACGUAGAUCUAUCGUAAACAUCGGUCAAAAUCCAUCCCUCUAUAGUACGCCGUAACUUCUGAGAAUUUACUAUUAAUAAAAGUGCCAUGAUCGGAAACAAGACAUUGAGCUACCGAGCGGUUUCAAACAAAAACUGUCUAGGUUCUUAGCUACCCUUGUAACUCAAAUUUUGAAAAGCUAAUUAUUUUUUGGUCCGUUAAAAGAAAUGCGUUAAAAAUUGCAAUGUGAGAAAUUUGUUUCGUCUCUAUGUAUAAUCUUUGACACAUAAUUUGCAUUGGUGAUGUUUAAUAAAUUUGUACGUAACCUGUAUUAACAAUAUGAGUAAAAAGACUUACAAACA
Molecule: messenger RNA, 2981 nt
Organism: Hydractinia symbiolongicarpus
Lineage: Eukaryota; Metazoa; Cnidaria; Hydrozoa; Anthoathecata; Hydractiniidae
Product: testin-like
Exons: 9
Coding region: 235-1890 (551 amino acids)
Molecular function (GO): zinc ion binding
Source: RefSeq, a predicted model, not a curated record